Molecule: messenger RNA, 1759 nt
Organism: Dryobates pubescens (Downy woodpecker)
Lineage: Eukaryota; Metazoa; Chordata; Aves; Piciformes; Picidae
Product: vitamin D 25-hydroxylase
Exons: 5
Coding region: 1-1590 (529 amino acids)
Biological process (GO): xenobiotic metabolic process
Cellular component (GO): intracellular membrane-bounded organelle; cytoplasm
Molecular function (GO): iron ion binding; oxidoreductase activity, acting on paired donors, with incorporation or reduction of molecular oxygen, reduced flavin or flavoprotein as one donor, and incorporation of one atom of oxygen; heme binding
Source: RefSeq, a predicted model, not a curated record
AUGGGCGCGGCGCGGAGCUGUCCCCGCCCAAUAGGUGCGGCGGGCCGGGAGGCGGCAGGAGGAAGCGGCGCGAUGUGGCCGGCAGCAGCAGCGGGAGGCCUGCGCCCGGUGGGCGGUGGCCCCUGCCUGCUGCUGCUGGCCGCUGUGCUGGUGGUGCUGGCGCUGGUGGUGCGGCAGCUGCUGAAGCAGCGGCGGCCGCCUGGCUUCCCGCCCGGUCCCACGGGGCUGCCUCUCAUCGGCAACAUCCACGCCCUGGGCGCGGAGCAGCCGCACGUCUACAUGCGGCGGCAGAGCCAGAUCCACGGGCAGAUCUUCAGCCUUGAUCUGGGUGGUAUAUCUGCUGUUGUCCUGAAUGGCUAUGAUGCAGUCAAAGAAUGCCUCGUUCAUCAAAGCGACAUCUUUGCAGACAGACCCUCUCUUCCCUUGUUUAAGAAGCUGACAAACAUGGGAGGCUUACUGAACAGUAAAUAUGGCAGAGGAUGGACAGAACAUCGCAAAUUAGCUGUAAAUACCUUUCGCAUUUUUGGAUAUGGUCAAAGGUCCUUUGAGCACAAAAUUUCAGAAGAAGCUAUGGUUUUUCUUGAUGCCAUUGAUACAUACAAGGGCAGGCCCUUUGAUCUUAAGCACUUGAUCACAAAUGCUGUUUCAAACAUUACCAAUCUGAUUAUUUUCGGCGAACGUUUUACAUACGAAGAUACUGAAUUUCAGCACAUGAUUGAGAUCUUUAGUGAAAACGUUGAACUAGCUGCUAGUGCUUCUGUAUUUUUAUAUAAUGCUUUUCCUUGGAUUGGUAUCUUGCCCUUUGGGAAACACCAGCAGCUGUUUAAAAAUGCAGCUGAAGUCUAUGACUUUCUUCAUGAGCUUAUUGAGCGUGCCUCUGAAAACAGGAAGCCUCAGUCACCUCGACAUUUUGUAGAUGCAUAUUUAGAUGAGAUGGAGUGCAGUAAAAACGAUCCAGAGUCUACAUUCUCAAGAGAAAACUUAAUUUUCUCCGUUGGAGAACUCAUCAUAGCUGGGACAGAAACCACAACAAAUGUUUUAAGAUGGGCAGUGUUAUUUAUGGCUCUUUAUCCAAACAUUCAAGGACAAGUUCAAAAAGAAAUCGAUUUAGUUACUGGCCCUAACAAAAUGCCCACCUUAGAAGAGAAAUGCAGGAUGCCAUACACUGAGGCUGUGCUGCAUGAAGUUCUAAGAUUCUGCAAUAUAGUUCCACUAGGUAUUUUUCACGCGACUUCCAAAGACACUGUGGUGCGUGGUUACUCUAUUCCUGAAGGCACUACGGUCAUUACAAACCUCUACUCUGUUCAUUUUGAUGAAAAAUACUGGAGCAAUCCAGAAGUGUUUUCUCCAGAGAGAUUUCUGGACAGCAGUGGCCAGUUUGUCAAGAAAGAUGCAUUUGUUCCUUUUUCACUAGGAAGAAGACAUUGUCUUGGAGAGCAGCUGGCUCGAAUGGAAAUGUUUUUGUUUUUCACUUCAUUACUGCAACGAUUUCACCUGUGUUUUCCUCAUGGCGUGAUUCCAGAUCUCAAACCAAGAUUAGGCAUGACAUUACAACCACAGCCAUACCUCAUCUGUGCCAAAAGACGGUGAAGAGAAGGGUCUAGACUGUCAGGUGGAGCACAAUGCUCCAAGUUGCAGCUGAAGAUCCACUUUGCCUUCUGUUUCUAAAUGUGUUCAUGUCAGAAGAACAAAACUUUUAAGGACUUGCAGAUAAAUUCUAUUUAUGCACAAGUUUAGUUUCUUUUUACUUGGAUUUAAC